UUCAUAUCAUCGCAUUCUACAAAGCGAAAGCCAAAGAAAAGCGAAAAAUUAGUAAAAAGAAAAGAGAGAAGCAACAAACACGUAUCGAUAAUUCGAUAUGGGUAGGCAUCAGAAAGUGAUAAUGUCGAUGGCGAGUGCUGUGUUGGUAGUUGUAGCGUGUUUGAGCGUCGGAAUUGGGAGCGCUAGAGCUCAGUCUUGCUGCGGCGGUGAGGUUAGUGAUGUUUUGGGGUGGCAGAAUUACGUCACCAACAUUCUGACGAUGCUGGCUCGAGAGACGCCCACACAGGCUCCGGGUUCUACAUACACCACUACGUAUGCCGGUCGGAUUAAAGGCGAUGCUCUUUGUCCUUCGUCAUACGGCGGGCAGGCAUGCAUAGACUGUAUGAAACGUCUUCAGAUCAAGCUCCAAGCUGCUUGUCCUAAUUCCGCAAGUGGAGAUGCCGAUGAAGGAUCUACAUCCUCCUGCACCAUGUCUUUCGUUAAACUCUAAGCCCUGCCCGUAUCCAAAAGUUACGCUGCCGAGUCAUCCAAGCUGCGUGGCCUCUAUCAAGUUUACUUUGCCUUUCUUAUGAUUCCUGCAUGUCAUUUAUGUGUCAGUUAAACUAAACGGCCGUAUCGAUCGUUAGCGUUACGAACUGGUUGAUCGGUGCCCAAAAUAAAGCAUAUGACUCGUAUGAGAAACUACUAUUAUUAAUACAUAUGAUGACAUAUUCCCCACGAGAAAGAAAAAUCAGCUUGUGGUUUGAUUUGUGAAUACAAGGAGAUUGAGGGUGAUCAUCGAUUCUGCAAAAGGGAAUCAGGAUGGCACUACUUAAUUAGCGGAAGAUCAAUUCACAAAUAAUGUUGAUUUUCUCGGGAGAUCUCACAUAAACUCCUACACCAGUUUUUUCGGGCCUAAUCAACUUGAAAUUCCUUAUCUCUCACACCAGUACUUAGUCAACUUACACUUCCCUAUCUCACACCAGUACUACGAUCACCAAUUAUGUGCUCCUUUCGAUCAAUUCACAACAAUGUGAGUCGGGAUUAGGUAUUGAUAGGUGAAUUUGUACCUUACAGUAUUUUUCUUUAUUAAUGUCAAAACAGAAGCCUGCAAUCGAUAAUCCAGAUGAACACAAACGCACACGAAUUUAACGUGGUUCACUAACAUAAUGUGUGCUAGCUAAUCAACGGGCAGAGGAGAAACAAUUGCACUGAUUUGAGGAGAGUACAGGUUACAAACCAAAUUCCGAACGUACAAACCAAACAAACUAAUCUAACUGACAUUACAACAGACUAGGUUGAUGAAGAGUAUUUAUAGAACUCUUCUCCUAAUCCCAAACAGAAAACCAAACACAUUUUUCAAGGCUACAAGGAAAAGGCCUAAACAAAGCCCAAACAAAAAAGGCCCGGAACACAAAACAAACCCAAAUCAAAUUCAAGUCAUAUUCUAACAAUCUCCACCUUGACUUGAAUUCUCUCUCAAGUACCAAAUGUACCAGACGCGACCAAAGUUGCCAGAUGUACCCAGACACGAUCCAUAUCACCAAAUUUACCCAGAUGCGAACGAAAUCACAGAUAUCCAGUUGUGAUCGAAAUCACCAAACUCAAAUGCAGCGUAAAUUGCCAAAAUCAGAUGAAAUCAGAAUUGUCAGACGUAACAAACUCCUCCAAAUCAGCUGUACCAGAACCUCCCUCGCCUCCAAAUGCUCCUAAGGGUGGUCAACAACUCAAACCAUUUUAAAAAUCCAACUCAUGUUGAGACUUGCUUUUCAGAACCAGUUCGGUGCCCUUAUCACAAACAGAACAUGUCAAAACAGAACGUUGUAGAUUAUACAAGGCACCACGCUUGACACCUUUCAAAAUCACCUUAGAACCUUUGUAGAAAGACAACAAUCCACCUUCACCUUUGAAACUGAAACCCUUGCUGUCGAGUAGACUCAAAGAUAUCAAAUUCUUAGUAAUCUCUGUAAUAUGUCUAACAUUGUUCAAGGUGCAAACAGAACCAUCAUGUGUCCUCAUCCUGACGGAGCCUCUUCCAACAAUCUUACAGAUAGCACCAUUGGCCAUAGAAACAUGUCCUCCAUCUAUCUGCUCAUAAGUUGAAAAACAUUUCCUGCUUGGACACAUAUGAUAAUCAGCUGCAGUAUCCAAAUACCACACAUCCUGAUGGUGUACCGGCUCAUUCACUGCUAUGGCUAAACCAUCUUCAGAAUCAGAGUUAAUUCUUCCGCCACAGCAGCGGAUGAUUCCUUCUUCUCCUGAUAUUUCUUUAGCUUAGGACAAUCAAAUUUCCAAUGUCCU
This is a messenger RNA of Linum trigynum, 2280 nucleotides long. The record is from the annotation of a GenBank genome assembly. NCBI's taxonomy places the organism in Eukaryota, Viridiplantae, Streptophyta, Magnoliopsida, Malpighiales, Linaceae.